GUUUAGCGUCCGGGUUGCUAUGGUGACCCCAGUCGGGCUCUAGUGUUGUGUAUGCGAGCGGUUUUGUGGAGCGGGACAGAUGGAGCAGUCACUUACAAUGCCUGACAAAGUAACUGGCACAGUAGACACACCAAGAACCAGUAAUCUGAAAUUUCUCAGAGCCAAAAGAUUGAGUUACUUCAAUGGAAAAAGUUCCCAAAGUUUGUUAUCCAGUGCAGAAGAAACGCCACGUUCCCACAAAAAACAUCAACCUACGAGAAGCCAAACACCACGAAGGUGUCUUUCUGCACCUAUUUUAAAACAAAAACAGACUUCUAAAAAAUGUGAUAUCCAAAAAAGUGACAAUGCUGGGACCCAGACCACUCAUGAAGAAACAAUUCUGCAACCAGUAGAAGCAAGAACUGAAGUAUCUACUAAGAAUGAACUUCAAGAGACAGAAUCAGCAAAUAAAAGUACUGCAGAGCUUACAGUUCAACAACACCUGCCCCCAGCUCCAAGAGAAGUGGAGCCUAACUUGCAAACAGCAUCAAAAAAGUCUGUUUCUGAAUCAUUUAUUUCACAUGGGGCACAACAAGGCCUAGAUGAAUUAAUGAUUGAGGAACGUCCUGAUAAUCAAUAUACUGCUUUACAAACAACAUCAACAGAAACUAAUAAUACACCACUGAGUCAGCAUAAUGUGCAACCAGCACAAGAAAAUGAAAGAGGCAAAGUAAUUGGCACUCAAGAUUUUCAUCAAGAGUGCAAAGAAAUGUCAAUUAUGAUCUCUCCCUCUUACUAUCCUAUACUUGAAAAAGCAAAGACUAAGGUUCCUUUAAUUCAUAGUCAACUUAAAUCGGAACCAGAGAUGGAAACUAAUAUACACUCUACUCACCAUAAUCUUCAAGGUCAGCUUAAGCCAGAACCAGAGAUGGAAACUAAUGGACACUCUACUCACCAUAGUCUUCAAAGUCAGCUUAAGUCAGAACCAGAGGUGGAAACCAGUGCACAGUCCACUCACCAUAGUCUUCAUAGUCACCUUAAACCAGAACCACAGGUGGAAACUAAUAAACACGCUACUCACCAUAGUCUUCAAAGUCAGCUUAAGUCAGCAUCAGAGGUGGAAAAUAAUGGACACUCUACUUACCGUAAAACUCAUAGUCAACUUAAGUCAGAGCCAGAGGUGGAAAAUCAUGGACACUCUACUUACCGUAAACCUCAUAGUCACCUUAGGUCAGAACCAGAGGUGCAAAAUCAUGGACACUCUACUUACCUUAAAACUCAUAGUCCACUUAAGUCAGAACCAGAGGUAGAAAAUCAUGGACACUCUACUCACCGUAUUCUUCAUAAUCAUCUUAAGUCAGAACCAGAGGUGGAAAAUCAUGAACACUCUACUUACCGUAAACCUCAUAAUCACCUUAAGUCAGAACCAGAGGUGGAAAAUCAUGGAAACUCUACUCACCGUAUUCCUCAUAGUCACCUUAUUAAGUCAGAACAAGAGGUGGAAACAUAUGCACAUGCUACUCACUUUACUGUUCACAAUCACUUUACGUUAGAACCAGAGGUGGAAACUAACGGACAUUCUACUUACCGGAGUCUUCUUAGAAGCAGCUUCGCUUCUGAUUUAGACAAGGGUCUUUUGGACAAUAUAUCUGUUCCAGAAUCAGAAAAGCUUCAACAUGUAAUGACGUGGGCAAAAAAAUUCCUGAACAAGUGCAAUGUAGGAGAUGGAUUGCUUUUCUCUGAUGCGGGAGAUGAUCUACAGUGUACUUUGGAUGAAAAAAAUUCAGCUUUUCAAUCAUAUAAAAUGCCCAGAGCAGUGGAUAGGUCCAUAGAAGUAAAUGAGAUUCUUAGAGACAGUACAUUAAAGAAGGAUGCAGAACUGGAUUCUGAGAACUGUAACAUGAAAAAACAAGCUCUUACUAAUUAUAGCAUGAAAGAAUCAAAGCAAUCACGUAUGUCAAAAAGUCCAAGAAACCUGUUAAAAAUUAAAUCUGAUGUUUCCAAAACAAAAGAAAUGACACAUGUCUUUUCUCCUAAAUCGCAGACCUCUAACUACAGUGACAGAGCUAUGUCACCUUCAUCUGAAAGUGACCACAGAGAUUAUAAAUAUAUCAAACAUUUAAACAGCAAAAGCUAUGAUAAUUUGCAAAAUGAGUUUGAUUUUAAGGAAAAAGAUUGUAGUGAUGAUGAAGAUUUAUUUGGGAACCAGUGGAAUUACAGCAUGGGAAGCAGGGGAAUUGCAGAAUUAAAUGAUAAGGCAAAACAUACAUUUGUUAUCAAAGAAGAUGAUACUAGCUCAUCAGAGUCUGGCCUUGAUACAGAAAGACUUAAUACACUUUUGCAGAAUCUUGAAACGCAUCAGAAAGUAACAGAGCAGAAAACACAUGUGUUAAUAAAAGAUGGAUCAAGUACGGAUAGAACAUUCUUAGUAAGAAAGGAUUCAGGUACUGGAGAUGACACAGUGAUAUCUGCAUCAAAUAAGGCCCUUGGUAGGAUACAUUCUUCAUCAAACAGAACCUACAAGGAACGGAAUCUGUUAGAGGAUUCAACACCAAGAACAUACAGAGUGUGCACUGUGUGCAAUUUUUGUAAUACUACAAAAACAAGUUGGUGUGAAGAGUGUGGUUCAGUUUUAGUGAACGACAGGGGACCCAAACCAGACACUACAAAUGAUUUACUAAGGCCACCAACUGCACAUGGACAACUCUUGGACGACGUUUUACGUUUUAGUGAUGGGACAUUUGAAGGUCUUGAUAAAAUGCCCACAGUGAACCAAAUGGAUAGAGAAGGGAAAACCAAAGUUUGUUGGGAAGACAACUCAGAUGUAGUUUCUGACAGUGAUGGCAGUGUACUUGAGAAGUAUUUCCAUUAUGUGAAACAACUGGAUAUGAUUAAAGUUCAAAAUAUGGAGAAACAAAGUCAAUCUUUUCAAGGUGACCACUCUUGUGAAAUAUCUAGUGAAGAUGAGUCUUACGAAGAGAUACCCAAGCUUCAAAUAAAUAGUGGAAUACAUAAUUAUUACCCAACCAAGACAGAUGCCACAAGCGAUGGUGAUGAAGAUGGAAUAGAGUUUUUACAAGAAAACAGCCAUUCAGUGAAACCUUAUACAUCUCACCUUGAUCAACCACAAAGGUCUAAUAGACAAUUUAGAGGAUCCAAUGAGAACAAUUAUGAGACUGUUUCCAAACUUAAGAAUUCAAUAGAUAGAAAGCAGCAAAACACCCCACACAAGUCAUCAAAAGGCACUGGUCCUAAGAGGUAUUGGGAGAAGUCCAGUAUUGCAUGGUCCUCAUACACACAUGGAGAGCUGAGACCAAGGUCACAGCAUAGUAACCAAAGACCUUCUUCAGCAGAAACCAAAAGGAAAAAUAAUCAGUGGCAGACUGGCAAAGCAUCAGGUCUGGACUAUGGGAUGUCUAGCAAGAUGACAGCACACAUUGAAAGGAAAAAUACUACCUCUCUUACCAAGGCUGAUGAGUACAAGAGUGUUGCUGCUGCUUAUAUGAAGACAGUUAAUGCAUGUAAGUAGUUUGCUUAUUUAGAUUCGCCAAUGUAUU
This is a messenger RNA of Rana temporaria (common frog), 3536 nucleotides long. RefSeq lists its product as uncharacterized. The record is from RefSeq and is a predicted model, not a curated record. The coding region runs from base 80 to 3508 and encodes 1142 amino acids. Lineage: Eukaryota; Metazoa; Chordata; Amphibia; Anura; Ranidae. The transcript has 5 exons.